Molecule: messenger RNA, 1320 nt
Organism: Desarmillaria tabescens
Lineage: Eukaryota; Fungi; Basidiomycota; Agaricomycetes; Agaricales; Physalacriaceae
Exons: 8
Coding region: 1-1320 (439 amino acids)
Cellular component (GO): membrane
Source: RefSeq, a predicted model, not a curated record
AUGUCCGACACCGCCAGCAUCGUUACCGUCCAAGACGAAAAGCCUGUGGCUCCUAUACUUUUCUCGAACGAGUUCACCGAUAAGGAGGUAGCAGUGCAGAGGAAAGCUUACAUCAAGAGCUUGGUUGUAGGAUGUCUGUCCAUGAUCAUCGUCAUAUUCACCGUCUUCUCGAUAUAUUGGGGCGCGCUGUGGAAGGUUCCUGAUCACAAACUACCUGGAUGGGUCGUCGUAAGUUGGACUUUCGACGGGUCUACUGUCGGCAGUGCCGUUACCAGUGCACUUCUUUCUGAUACAUCGUCUUCGUCAAGGGUUGCCUGGAAGCAAAUGCCCGCCUCAGAUUUCUCGGGCCUAGAUGAAGUGGGUCACUGGAUCGUAGAGCAAAAGGCUUGGGUGGCUGUCGUCAUUCACGCCAACGCUACCUCCACCCUCACCUCGGCUGCUUCGUCGAUCGAUUCGUCAUAUAAUGGCACACAGGCACUUACAGUCUAUGCUGUAGAAGCUAGAAACGAGAAUGCAUUCCGUUCACUUCUCCGUCCCUACAUCAUGACCACCAUGGCAACAAUCUCGCAGAACUUUGCCCAGACUUUCGCCACGCAACUGGCCAACUCCUCAUCUUCGUCUAUCGCGUCGAUCCUCCAGUCUGCUCCACAAAUAAUCACUCAGCCUAUCAGCUACGCCAUCGACAAUCUGCGGCCAUUCGACGUUCCUGUCGCAAGUGCUAUCACCUUUGUUGGUCUCAUCUACCUACUGGUUUUGUGCUACUUCAUCGUCCUCAUCGGUUCAGGCGCUCGUAUGACCUCCGGAGUCGAGAUGAAGCUCACCACCAAAUCACUUAUCAAAGUCCGCUUGGCCUCGACCUUUGCCCUCUACUUUGUCAUCUCCCUCUUCUACUCUACCCUCAGCCGCGCGUUCCAGGUCGACUUUGACAGAAAGUUCGGCGCUGCCGGUUUCGUGAUCUUCUGGAUGCUCAACUUUGUUGGCAUGCUCUCCGUGGGGCUCGCACUUGAGGCUAUGAUCACGCUCUUGACGCCAAAGUUUAUGCCGUUCUUCAUGAUUACUUGGAUCAUCACCAACGUCGCGGUGUGUUUCAUGCCUAUCGAAGUUCUGCCACACUUCUACCGUUACGGCUAUGCGUUCCCCUUCUACAAUGUAUCGGGCGCAGUCCGGACGGUUCUAUUUGGUACAAAGAAUCAACUCGGUCUCCACUUUGGAGUUCUUCUCGCAUGGACAAUCGUCUCGCUCUUCACCCUCCCACUUUUCCAGUGGAACGCUAGGAGAAUGUUGACUCGACAACAAGCCAGCCAGCCAAAGGCCGUAUAA